CUCGUUUGCCCUCGAAAUGGUGAUUUUGCGCAACCCGAGUCAGAAAAGCUAAUUUGUUGGACCGCCAUUAUAACAUUCUUCUACAGCUGUGUCUUACUUUAGAGAAAGGAUGGACGUGUUCUUUUCCUGGGUUCCUCUAGCUCCACUAGAAGUGUUGUACACACUUCUAUUCUGGCUGUUCGUUGUAUUCACCAUCUAUCCACCGCUUGAAUUCAUCGCAGCUGGUGUCACUUUGGAGAAUAUUUUCGGGCGAUUUUUGGGAAGCGAAAACGUCUUCUUUUUCGAAUAUCACCUACGUCGAACAGCUAUGCUGAGAGUAGUUUGUUCAUUCUAUUUACUGUUAUAUUACGGCGUCAUGCGCAGUCUAUCUCCGUCUGUCGUACUGAACAGCCCGAACAUUCAACCACCUUUCACUCUGUGGGAUUUGAUCCUAUGGACUGGGAUUGCUUCGUUCACAUUCCUGUGCUCGCACACUUAUAUUGUUUGGUACGCGCAAGGUGCGUGGUCUGGGCAUCCCACCGUGAUAUCUUUGAAGAAACUCUCCGACUCUACGAAAACCGAGGGACAGUCAUCUGACCCGCCAGAUCACAGUUGGCUGUCUUACGUUUCAAGCAUUAAUGCAGAAUGUAGACGCCCGGACAAAUUUGUUGCCAGCCAAGGUGGGCUUUCAAGCAGCUGGCCUGGUAGGAGGGUGAUUGUAACGGAUUCUUGGAUACUGACGUCCCACUUCACGAAAUUCCGUGUAGUGAAGCAAUCCUCGGACGAACUGAUAGCCGUAGUGGCAUCUGCAUCGUCUGUUUUCGACACUAACUCUUUCACAGAAGGUGGGCGUCCUGCUGGUGAGAGUUUGGGAACCCAGACAAUGGUCACUGUUCGCUUUGCCAACGUCCAUACGGGAGCUUGUAUUUUGAGCUUUGGUCUGUUGGCCUCCAACUUAGAUGCGCUGCGUUCCAAGCUUCAAUGUCCACUGAUUCAUGCUGAAGGAGUUCAACUCGAACCUACCGUGGUGCAACGGUUUAUUGAAGCAUUUACCAGGGUUGUUGAAGAGAAUGACCUUGUCAGCCCGCCUCCAGGCCUAGAUGAACUGAUCGGAAUCUUUGGAUGUCGCUGUGAGGUGUGCGAUUUUCAAGAUUGCCUGAGUCAAAGUCGGACACACGUUAGUCAUGACUUUGUUAUUUUACUUUCCACAGAUUUUGAUGGUCCGUUGUCUCUGCCAGCAUCCCCAAGUAGAAGGCCGCAGACCAACAGAUCGAACCACCCUUUGAAAGAGGUAACCCGGUCUCUUAGUUUGUCUGUUGGCACUUCAUCACAUCAGCCGUCCAAUCAUAUUCCUACUUUUCAAUCCGACAUGGAUCCACAACAUUUUCACAACGAGCCGAACUUGGACCGUUGCACGUCUGCCUCCUCAGUCACCAUCCCUGAAAAAGACAAGUGGAGGUAUACUCCCCCUAGAUCAGCUAGUGUUUCUGCUGAUUCCACUAGGGGGAUUGUGGUAGUCUGCCCGGGACCGACGCAGCGGUUGCGUAACACUGGAUCCCUGGAUUGUCUCUCUCGCCAUUCGAGACACGAUCUGAUGGAAUCAGAUUUGAAAAGACUUCGACAAAUACCCUCAUUCCUGCCACUCCGCGGUUCCUCAGCCAAUCUGUCUAGCCCCACAUCAGAAAUGUCUGAAGCAUUUGCCGGAAAACGCUAUAUUCCGCCUCUUAAAUCAGUUGAUGUAUCCAAGUUGAGAUCGCUGGUCGACGACUAUGAACAAUGUAUCCGGCGCCGUACGGAGGCAGUGUACCAGACACAAACGCGAAUAAUCGGGCUCCAAAACAAGAUCGAUUAUGAGGUUCAGCGGCUAUUGAGCUACUUGAAGGCUCGUGAAAAAGGAAUCAUCCCCAGUCCACUGAGGCACUCGAAACAGUCUGCAAGUCCGGGCUCACCAACCAGCCCCCAGACAGUGAAGCUAGCAGGCAGACAACAGAUGGAUUCGGUGGUUCUGCAAACAAGUCAAGUCUCUGGUUUGAUUGAUCAAUGCACCUCAGUAAUUGACAACCUGUGUAUUGCACUUGAGCAGCUCAACCAAUCCCUUCCCGAAUCAAAACGACUGAAGCCUCUUGAGAUUUCCUUACCGAAGCGAUAGCACGCUUUGUGGCUGUACUUCUUUUAUUACUUGGGUGAAUCCGUGUUUGUAUUUUCCGCACUGAUUACAUAUUCACUUCAGCGCCAAAACCCAACGAUUGACAGUUUUUCAUACUUUUACCCGGGCUUUAACAGCAGUGGAUUACAC
This is a messenger RNA of Opisthorchis viverrini, 2275 nucleotides long. RefSeq lists its product as hypothetical. Gene Ontology annotation, molecular function: ubiquitin protein ligase activity. Gene Ontology annotation, cellular component: membrane; endoplasmic reticulum. NCBI's taxonomy places the organism in Eukaryota, Metazoa, Platyhelminthes, Trematoda, Opisthorchiida, Opisthorchiidae. Gene Ontology annotation, biological process: protein ubiquitination. The coding region runs from base 110 to 2128 and encodes 672 amino acids. The record is from RefSeq and is a predicted model, not a curated record. The transcript is spliced from 8 exons.